Pangasianodon hypophthalmus (striped catfish) is the source of this 1189-nucleotide messenger RNA. Its product is annotated as OCIA domain-containing protein 1-like. The record is from RefSeq and is a predicted model, not a curated record. The coding region runs from base 115 to 828 and encodes 237 amino acids. Lineage: Eukaryota; Metazoa; Chordata; Actinopteri; Siluriformes; Pangasiidae. The transcript has 8 exons. Gene Ontology annotation, cellular component: endosome.
UCCCUCACAUUAAACGCCACCGAGGAAGAAACAAUGUAGUGGAUUUGACACUUAUGACCCAACGAGCGCCGCUGCUGCGUUUUAUUGCUGUUUAAUUUAAAAGUGUGGUUAAAAAUGGCUGAAUCUUCAUCAGAUUUCACAGCGCGCACCGCGGAAACGAAGCCGGCAGUGUUAGGAGCAGAAUACACUCCCACAGAGGAGGAGAGGAAAGUGUUCAAACAGUGCGAUGAAGAAAGCUUCUGGUACAGAUCGGUGCCGUUCUCCGUCAGCGGUAUGGCCCUCACACACAUCCUCGUCACCAAAGGGAAGCUGACGGCGUCGCCGCGGUUCGGAUCUCUGCCUAAAGUGCUGUUUGCCGGUAUGUGUGGCUACUUCGCAGGAAAGUUGUCCUACAUGAAGGUGUGUCAGCAGAAAUUCUACAAAUUGGAGAAUUCACCAAUUGCAGAAGCUCUUCGACAGAGACACCGACAUCAUCAGCGCCCACCACAGUUUGCUGCUCCUCAGUCGGAGCUCAGUGAGGAUGAGAAGCAGCAGUUUGAUGUGUUUCAGUCUGAGAGUGUCUCAGAGUCGACGUAUUCCCCGCCUGACUUCAGCUACAGCGACGCCACACACUCAGCUCAACAGCACGACCUUCACACACCCGCGCUGCGUGUGGAGGAGGAGGAGGAGGAGGAAGUGAAGAGGAAGCCCAUCCUUUAUGAGGAGCUACGCAACAAGAACAGGGAGAACUACGACAUCACCCGGACCCAGAAAAUAGACAGAGACACACCCAAGAAGGAGGGUGAGAGCUUGAAGAAGAACAAAUAUGGCGAUACGUGGGAAGAGUGAGGAGUCCAUGUGACCGGGAGAGCGCUGCGCUGUGUGUCUGUAAUGUAGCGAGUGUGUGAACGCCUUCAUCAGUGUAUUCCUGGAUUAAUAAUAAAAGCUUUAAAUGAAAAAAUAUAAUGACUUUUUUUAAUUUGUGAGAAAUGCAAUGAGAUAAUGGGAUGAAGGAAGGGUUUUCUAGAAAAUCUGCAGUGCCUGCUUUGCACAGAGACUGAUUUUUUAAAAUAUUGCAAAAGUAUUAAUCAUAAUAGAAGUAUUAAUGAAAAUAGUGCAGCAUCCUGCAGUUUACCUUGUUCUCUAUUUGUGACUAAUUAAUUGUACAUUCUGGGUUUUUUUAUUAAAAAAAGUAAGCAUUGAAAUAUCA